This is a messenger RNA of Maylandia zebra (zebra mbuna), 4939 nucleotides long. It is a transcript of the gene mcf2l2, whose product is annotated as MCF.2 cell line derived transforming sequence-like 2. NCBI's taxonomy places the organism in Eukaryota, Metazoa, Chordata, Actinopteri, Cichliformes, Cichlidae. Gene Ontology annotation, cellular component: cytoplasm. The record is from RefSeq and is a predicted model, not a curated record. Gene Ontology annotation, biological process: intracellular signal transduction. Gene Ontology annotation, molecular function: guanyl-nucleotide exchange factor activity; protein binding.
AAGUAGAGAGGUCACAGGUAUCUUGUGGGCUGUACAGGGACAUGCAACAAACAGGUCCAGCAGCACAGCGGCAUAGAAAACAAAAAGUGUGCAUUUGUGUGUGUAACAGACAGGAGAAGCAUUAGACAAACAUGGAUCACCCCCCGCUUCUCUGACAGAGUCAGUGGGGAGGCAGGACAGGUAGAUACCAUAGAAAAGAAUAUGCAUGCAGUACAACCAUGUAAGAUUCAGUUUAUUCUGACUACAAACAGAAUCUUGAGGAAGGCUGUUACAUCAGACCUUUGGAUCUUGUUUUACAAGUUGUGGUAAAUAUGGACGUUUAUGGAUCUUAUUCCACUGUACGGAUCUCCAUUGCUGAGAUGGAAUCUUACUACAGCUUCCUGGAGGUGUGUCAGGAGACUGAAUCAGCCAUACUAGGAAAUGAGAUCAUGCAGCAGGACAUCAGGCCCCUGCUGGCCGUAGACAUCAUAGAGCAGCUUCACCGCCAGUUUGCCUCGCUAUCUGGAGGGCGAGGGAAAGAUGGUGCCCCCAUCAUCACUUUCCCAGAGUGCUCAGGCUUUAGCGAAGUGCCAGAGGAAGAUUUCCUCAAUGUAGUUACUUACCUGACCAGCAUCCCCAGCCUGGAUGCUGCAAGCAUUGGCUUCAUUAUCAUCAUCGACCGGCGGAAGGACAAAUGGAGCUCAGUAAAGGCCUCUCUAUCCAGGAUCGCUGGGGCAUUCCCAGGAAAUCUUCAGUUAGUGUUGGUGCUGAGGCCAUCCAGGUUCUUCCAGAAGCAUAUAGCAGAUAUUGGGAUCAAACUACACAAGGAUGACUUCAAAAUGAAGGUACCGAUCGUGAUGCUGAACUCGCUGUCUGACCUACAUGGCUAUGUGGAUAAAAGCCAGCUGACCCGAGAGUUAGGAGGAAACCUGGAAUACUGUCACAGUCAGUGGAUACACCACCGAACAGCCAUAGAAAAUUUUGCCAUGACAGUGAAAACCACAGCCCAGAUGUUACAGAAGUUCGGGACAGACCUAGCAGAGACAGAGCUGCCCAAUGACGUCCAGUGCACCAAAGACCUCCUUACAGCACACACCGACAAACACAAUAACCUCAAGGAUGAACUGAGGCUAGCUGUGAAGCAAGGCACCACCUUGUAUAGUUGUAUAAAAGAUCAGUCAGCCAAGUCAGAGGAUCAUGAACUCAACCCUGAUGAGAUGGAAAACCAAACUACUGUGGAAAGGCUUUUGGCCCAGCUAGAUGAGACAGAAAAUGCCUUUGAACAGUUCUGGAGCAAACACCAUCUCAAACUGGAGCAGUGCCUACAGUUGCGUCACUUUGAGCAGGACUUCAGAGAGGUCAAAGUGUCUCUCGACAGCUUGAUAGACAGUCUAAACAGCCUUUCAGACACUGGGGAUUGUGUGGCCAGAGUUGAAAAAAUGCUCAAGGAGCUAAAAACACUGGAGGAGAAAGCUCAGGCCACACUGGAAAAGGCACAACUUCACGCACUGCAUGGUGACCAGCUGAUUCAGAGCAAUCACUAUGCUGUGGACUCCAUCAGACCCAAAUGUGUCGAGCUCCGUCGUGUCUGUGACGACUUCAGCAAUGAGGUCAAGAAAAAGACAGAUAUUUUGUCCAAAUCUCUGCAGAUACACCAGGGCAUAGAUAAGGUUAACCAAUGGUGUGAGUCUGGGAUCUACUUGCUGGCAUCCCAGGCUGUGGAUAAGUGUCAGUCACAGGAAGGGGCAGAGUCAGCACUGACAGACAUCGAACAUUUUCUGGAGUCAGCAGAAAAGAACCAACUGACUGAACUGAGGAACCUGCACAAUCAGUAUGAGGUUGUCUUGUCAGAGGAUAUCAAGGGUAGUGUACUGAAGGCGCUAAAGAGACUGGAAGAUGUUCAGGAGAUGUUUGAAAAGCGGCAUCUCAGUCUGAAGAGACUGUCAGCUAAACAGACAAGGCCCAUCCAGCCUGUUGCUCCACGGCCUGAAUCCUCCCCCAAACGGCCCUCAGUGAAGAACACCCCCAGGACUGCAGGAGGCCAACAGCCUCUUGCUCGCAGAGCUUCCGAUAAUUCUAACAAACAGCAGGCUGAAGCUGAUCUCAACAAGAAGAAGAACAUAAGGAAGGCAAAGGGAGGAAUCAAGAUUGAGGUCAUGCAUGAAGAAAGCCAAGGAGGCUCCACACAUGUUGUUGUGACAAAUGAGACUGAGGAAAGUCUAUCCAACAGACGCAGGCAUAUCAUGACUGAACUAAUUGAAACAGAAAGGCUGUAUGUUGAGGAGCUGCAAAGCAUCAUGGAGGGUUAUUUUGCAGAGCUGAAUAACUCUGAGCUUAGCCACCUCAUGCCACCAUCACUGGAGAACAAAAGAGAUGUGCUGUUUGGAAACCUGCCGGAGAUAUAUGAAUUUCACAACAAGACAUUUCUCAUGGAGCUGGAGAACUGUGCAGAGAAACCAGAGCUGGUUGGAACCUGUUUUCUGAAAAGAAAAGAAGAGCUUCAGGUGUAUGAAAAGUAUUGUCAGAAUAAACCACGCUCUGAAAUCCUCUGGAGGCAGUGUGGGGACAGCCUGUUUUUUCAGGAAUGCCAGAAGAAGCUGGAUCACAAACUGUCUCUGGAUGCCUACCUGCUGAAGCCUGUCCAGAGGAUCACCAAAUACCAACUCAUGCUGAAGGAGAUGUUAAAAUGCAGUAACGGUGAGGGGAUGGCUGAGUUGGAGGAGGCUUUAGCCACCAUGCUGGACAUCAUUAAGUCUGUCAAUGACUCCAUGCACCAGAUAGCAAUCACUGGCUUUGAGGGAAAUCUGAGUGAACUGGGGAAGCUGCUGAUGCAGGGAUCCUUCAAUGUGUGGACUGACCACAAGAAAGGCCACAGCAAAGUGAAGGACCUGGCGAGGUUUAAGCCUAUGCAGAGGCAUCUCUUUCUGUAUGAUAAGAUGCUGCUGUUCUGUAAGAAACGAGAGGAGACCACUGAUGGACAUGAAAAGACCCCGUCCUACAGCUUCAAACACUCACUCAAGAUGAGUUCUGUGGGGAUCACAGAGAAUGUCAAAGGUGACAGCAAAAAGUUUGAGGUUUGGUACAACGGCAGAGAGGAAGUUUACAUCAUCCAGGCUCCUUCCAUGGAUGUGAAAAAUAUGUGGGUGUCAGAGAUUCGGAAAGUUCUUACAGGCCAGCUGGAAGCAUGCAGAGAAGCCAGCCAGCUCAACAUCUAUGGGGCCCCUAUGAGGAAUGUGCGGAAGAUGGCACUGAAACACUCUGAUUCAUCAAGCCCAGAGUCAGGCUUCAGGAGGUCCAACCCCAGCCCUAAUAUGAGGCAGAAGAGAGCUGACGCUUCAGCCAGCCAGUCAGGCUACUCGGCUGUUAAUGCUAGGAAGCAUUUCACCUUGCAAGGACUUUCCAACAGGAGGUCUCUUCCCGCAGAACCUGCUGCUAAAGAGGCUGAGGUCCCCCGCCGCUUCUCUCUCACUUCGUCUCUUGCUUCCUCUUCCUCCUCCUCCUUCGCUACACGGCGCACAAAAGGUCCCCUCUCUGCUAGCAUAAAGAGCAAAAGGCAUGAAAUAAAGAGUGAUCCCACUCCAUUUGGUUAUGAAGAUACAUUGCGCGGCGCUAUGGCAGCAGUCAGGAAACGUCAGAGUAUGACUAGCAGCACUUCUGCUGGUCCUGGUGGCACCUCAGCUGUCCCUAGAUCCACUUCCCAACCAGGCUGGGCCCAGCGGCGUCUUCUUUCCAUGGACACAGAGGACUUUGAGACGAUUCCCUCCAGCGCAGAGGAAUCCUCCAACUCUUCAGACGAGGAAGGCAACAAUAAAAAUGGUGACAGCAGCCGUUUCCGAGUACAGCUAACAUACGAGUCUCGUGAUCCGCAAGACCUCUCUCUGGAGACAGGUGACCUCGUCCAGUUUGUGGAGGAAGCAAAGAAUGGAAACUGGCUAGUCAAGAACCUUUUAACAGAGAAGACAGGGUUGGUCCCAUCCAGUAUACUGCAAACAGCAUCAGAAGGAGAUAUCUUCAGUGAUCUGUGUACAGCAGCUCUCUCCGACUCUGAAAAUGAAGCCAGUACAUGGGGAGAUGUGUCUCAGGACAGCAAAUAAACAUGGAUGACCACUAUAGUUCAUUAUAUUUAACUACAAAUAUGGCUGAUGACUAUAACUGUAGGUUUUUUUAACUGUAAUUUCCUAAGCUGGACAAUUCUAGGUUUUCUACUUGUAGCUCUCAUUAAUGAAUUUGCAAAUAUGGCCUGCUAUUGUUUUUCAAAUGUAGUUUUUUUUUAGAAAAAAGCCUGCCUGAAUGCCACAGUAGGAAAGCCAUAUAAGGUUUUUAAUUCAAGGAAGUGCCAGCAUGUCUCUGUGGGGAACUGAAGCUUUCAUGGAUGCUGAACUGAAAGUUAAAUCAUUACUUUCUGUGGAGAAUGCUGGAUGCCUGGAAAUGUAAAACCUUUUCUGACCUGGAUAACCUUAGGGAAAGUGACAAUUUCCAUGUGCUGGUUGUAAGCAGGCUUUGGGGAGGCGGCCUGGUUUGCUGUUACCCUGCACUGAAGCAGAACUCUUUAAGAUCAAAUUCUUACACUGAUGCCCAAAUGUUUCAGCAUUUCAUGUUCAAAAUAUAUAUAAUUAAUUGCAAGUUGUUUUCUUUGGUUUUCUCAAUCCUAGUGGAGCACGCACAAGAAUUAUAUCAAGUAUAGAGUUGCUUCAGAGACUAUUCUGACUACUCCUAUGUUUUCACACUCGUACAGGUUUUCAACCACCAUCAUGUGUGUCCUUUGCAUGUUUUCCCUGUGUUUGCGUGGGUUAUCUCCGGAUACUCCAGCUUCCUCCCACAGUCCAAAGACAUGCAGUUAGUGAGGAUAGGUUGACUGGCAACUUAAAUUGCCCCUAGGUGUGGUUGCAGAUGUGAAUGUGAAUGCAAAUGGUUGUCUGUGUCUAUGUGUUAGCCCUGCGACAGAUUGGCCACCUGUCCA